Messenger RNA from Gloeophyllum trabeum ATCC 11539, 1464 nucleotides. RefSeq lists its product as uncharacterized. The coding region runs from base 1 to 1464 and encodes 487 amino acids. Lineage: Eukaryota; Fungi; Basidiomycota; Agaricomycetes; Gloeophyllales; Gloeophyllaceae. The transcript has 5 exons. The record is from RefSeq and is a predicted model, not a curated record.
AUGGACUCAGAACGGGAGUAUAAGCAAAUGGAAGAGCGGGCCGAGGCAUUGUUCCGGCAGGUAAAUCUGCGGCUUGAUCAAGAGGCGAAGAGAAGACUCGAAGAGACAGACCUCGGCAUCCUUCGCCGCGGCCAGGAAGUAAAAAGGCUGCAGGAUCAAAUCAGGAAACUCAAAGUCGAGCGGGGCAGACUAAAACAUAGUCGAAACAGUCUCGUGCCCGUGGGGCGACUCCCGACAGAGCUCCUGGCUUGCAAUGGCCCAACCAAAGAAUUUCGGCUUGCUAUGAAGAAGCUCCAGCUAAUCCAGGAGCUCCAUGUGAACAUCGAGUUGCAAGAUGAUGAUCAUGAUGAUGCAUCAAGGAAUUCCUGGAAGCUCCGGAAGCAGGAGGUGGUAGCAAUAAAUUCUGUCACUCUCUCAAAAUGGGGUGCAUGUGACUUUGGGACUUCUACCAAGUGGAUAGCAAACCUUGAGCUGCCAAAUCUGAAGCACCUUGCUGCCUCCUUGGCUUCACAAUGCCAGAGAAAACUUACUGUUGCCGAGACAUGGAAGCAAAGCUCAGUCAAUGAUGGUUGGUACUCUGUUGAUUCCAUUUCCAGAUAUCAGGAGUAUGUGCCAUGGGUGGAUGGUGGACUGACCGGCAACACUCCCAAGAUAUCUAUUUCCCUGUGCAUGGACAAGCACAAAGUUGAAACUCCUGCAGAGUACGAAGAAGGAAAAGACAUCUUGUUUCGUUCUCUGACCACGGCCAAUCUCGAGUUCCUCGAGGUGGGAACCCGAAUGUCAUCCGACGAUUGGAGGCGUCGACUGGGACACCUAGCACAGGUCACUAGGCUAUGGGUUACUGGUGUUGACGAGGCUUUCGUCGACGCUUUAGUGAUGGACGAGGUCACUCACACCGCGGUUUCCAGCGACUUGGGGUCGGGAGACGCUGGGCCUGCCAGGCCCGGUGUCAUAUUUCCGGCGCUGCAAUACCUGACUUUGGAGGAGAGCGGACCGGAGCACUACGACACAGCCUUCGUCCAGAAGCUAUCCAUUGCCUUAGAAGCGAGGGAACGAUCCGGCAGCGUCUCGCGGAUAAUGCACCUCGACAUCCGUGGUGUCGUGGGCUUGUCGAGUCAGGAUAUAGCACGGCUGCAGGAUAUAGUCGGGAUGCUCACUUUGCGCCCAAGCUUAGCUGGUUGGGGCGGCGAUGAAGGUUCGAGCUAUACAGGCAGGGAUGUUAGGUCUGAAGAAGAUGGCGAUGAAGACGAAAGUGAAGAAGAUGGAGACGAGGUGUCUGAAGGAGAUUUGCAUACCGAGGUUUCAGACGAUCCAGGAGGCGACGAGUCGGGUGCUGAGGACUCGGACCCUUGGGGUUUAGAUGCUAAGGAUUCAGAGGAUGGGGAGGCGGAGGAAGAGGAAGAGAACGAAGAUGAUGAUGAUGAUGAGGACGAAGAGGGCGAGGACGAAGAGGACGAGGACUAG